AUGCCUUGGUUCCUUGGUAGGGAAUUCGGCCUCUUCGCCAUGACCGCAAACAUCGUGGCGCCGAGGUCCACAUCCGGGAUUUACAUGCAUACAGAUCAGAUGGACAUGACACCCAAUACGACCAAUCACCCUUACCUUUUGACGACGUUCUGGUAUCUGACCGACGUCACCGAUGAGAAGGGCGCCACCCGCAUUUACCCUGGGUCACACAUCAAGAACGUGGCCCCGAGCACAUACGCGACAUCCUUUGUUUUCAAAGACGCCCCGAAAGAAUGA
This is a messenger RNA of Colletotrichum spaethianum, 276 nucleotides long. RefSeq lists its product as uncharacterized. The record is from RefSeq and is a predicted model, not a curated record. The transcript is spliced from 2 exons. Bases 1 to 276 code for a protein of 91 amino acids. NCBI's taxonomy places the organism in Eukaryota, Fungi, Ascomycota, Sordariomycetes, Glomerellales, Glomerellaceae.